Molecule: messenger RNA, 1616 nt
Organism: Oncorhynchus keta (chum salmon)
Lineage: Eukaryota; Metazoa; Chordata; Actinopteri; Salmoniformes; Salmonidae
Product: putative nuclease HARBI1
Exons: 3
Coding region: 753-1235 (160 amino acids)
Source: RefSeq, a predicted model, not a curated record
AGAACAGGUUUUCCUAAUGUUUUGUACACACAGUGUAUAUACCUCACAUAAUAGAACAUAUAAGGUACCAUACCAUACAAGAUUGUGCAAACAGUUCACUGUGAAAUUCUACAUUUUCUCCACUAGAAGGUGGUCUUUAACAACCUAUAGUACACUGGUUCAUCACUACACAACAAAUGUAAUAACCGCUCCCCAUCUCAAGAGGAAUGGGUAUUAUAGUCCAAUGAGCUGAUGGCAAUAAUGAAUUAUAUGAUUUCUCACACAUACGUCUUCUCCAAGUCCUCCAUCUUCACAGGGUGUUGUGAUGUUGACUGUGAUGAUGUGAUUACUGAUAGGGUUGGCAGCUACACCACUGCUGGUGAUGAGAUCAGGGGCCUGUUGCACAAAAGUAGAAUUAAGACAUCCGGGAUAAAUGACUAAGCUGAGCUCAAUGAAGCCAAAACAUGUGCGUCCAGGCUUAAUUGGUUGCACAAAGACCAAGCCAGGAUGAGCAGACACGGAUUCAUUAAGCCGGGUGAAACCAAUCCUGGAUAGGUGCGCGCUCACGGCUCACUCAAAUAGACCCCGCCACAGAUCACAGAUUAACUGAUUUACCAUGGCAACUAGAGCCGCGUACUUUUCCCGUCGGAAGCACAAAUCCUCAUGGAGGCAUACGAGGAGGUAAAAUAUAUAAUUAAGAAGAAAGGCAACACCGCCACAGUGAUAAAGCAAAGAGAAAAAGCGUGGCAAAGUAUUGCAGACCGCCUGAAUGCAUGGUCUGCAAUGCUGACUGUGUGAUCAGCAAUGUUGUGGCAAAAUGGCCUGGCUCAGUCCAUGACUCCAGAAUCUUUCGGGCCUCUGAAAUCUAUCAGUGCCUAUCACAAGGUGAAUUCUCUGGUGUGUUGCUGGGAGACAGGGGGUAUGGCUGCCAGCCUUUUCUCCUGACACCUUUCACAGACCCCCAGGAAGCACAGCAGGCCUACAACCAUGCCCAUGCCAGGACCAGGGCCAGAGUUGAAAUGACCUUUGGCCUCCUGAAGGCACGCUUUCACUGCCUUCACAAAUUAAGGGUCAGCCCUGUUAGGGCAUGUGAUAUUACUGUGGCUUGUGCUGUCCUCCACAAUGUGGCCUGCCUGAGGAAGGAGAGGGCCCCCAGAGUGCCACCAGCCAUGGACUGGGACAAUCCGGCAAUCUUCCCUGAUGAUGACAGUGGUCGGCUGCUGAGGGACCAAUAUGUGUUGAAUUAUUUUAGUUAGUAUGUGUGCUUUCAAUUUUGGUUAAAUAUGUCCUGCGGUGGCAGAGGAAUUUGGGUUUUUUUGGGUUCGUUUUUUUACGAAUUUGGCCUCUUAUGAUGUUUGUGCGGUAUACUGUGUGUAAUACAAGGCUGCAGGGAGGCUACUGCAUCCAUUCAUUUGUCUGUUCAGUUGAUGUGUAUGGAUUUGUCCUGCAUUUAUUUUAGUGUGCAGACAUGCAGGGUGUGUUAUAUACAGACCUUUGAAUGUGUAUGUAUCAUUUUGUAUAAUAUGCUUGGAUUCUGUGCUUUCCAUCUUGUAGAGUCACUGUGACUUCAGUUUCGAAAGGAGCUGAUGGUUUACCUGCUUUGUUUUGUCCUUAUUCAAUAAAGGAACAUAAUGUUA